Molecule: messenger RNA, 3463 nt
Organism: Zingiber officinale
Lineage: Eukaryota; Viridiplantae; Streptophyta; Magnoliopsida; Zingiberales; Zingiberaceae
Product: eukaryotic translation initiation factor 3 subunit A-like
Exons: 14
Coding region: 310-3171 (953 amino acids)
Biological process (GO): translation reinitiation; formation of cytoplasmic translation initiation complex
Cellular component (GO): multi-eIF complex; eukaryotic translation initiation factor 3 complex, eIF3m; eukaryotic translation initiation factor 3 complex, eIF3e
Molecular function (GO): mRNA binding; translation initiation factor activity
Source: RefSeq, a predicted model, not a curated record
UGACGUUACUAGGUGUUCUCCCCAGCCCUAAAAUUACACUGACGCUCACCGAGAACGCAUCGUUCCUUUAGUCCGCGCGGCCUCGUCUCCGACCUAGACGUCGCCGUUACGCUCGCGUCGUCAGGCCGAUGCGGGUGCGCCGCUAUAUCACCAGACCAUUCGCCUCAACAACGAAGCGUAGCGGAUUCGGAGAGAUUCUCCGACGUUGUUUUCAGUCUCCUUCCUCCCUGUCCGUGCUCUUUCUUUACACUGAGCAUUAAACCUGCUUCGUGGUGAGAAGCAGGCUUCAACCAUUUCUUUCUGCUGAAAAUGGCGACCUUUGCUAAGCCAGAGAAUGCUCUAAAACGGGCAGAGGAGUUCAUUAAUGUUGGACAAAAGCAAGCUGCCUUACAAGCACUGCAUGAUCUAAUUACUUCAAAAAGAUACAGAGCAUGGCAGAAGGCCCUAGAGAGAAUUAUGUUCAAAUAUGUAGAACUCUGUGUGGACAUGAGGAAAGGCCGAUUUGCCAAGGAUGGUCUUAUCCAAUAUCGAAUUAUAUGUCAACAAGUAAAUAUAAGUUCACUAGAGGAAGUGAUAAAACACUUCAUGCAGCUUUCAACAGAGAGAGCAGAGAAGGUUAGGACUCAGGCACAAGCCUUGGAAGAUGCCUUGGACGUGGAAGAUCUUGAAGCUGAUAAGAGACCUGAGGAUUUAAUGCUAAGCUAUGUCAGUGGGGAGAAGGGUAAGGAUAGAUCAGAUAGGGAGCUUGUGACUCCAUGGUUCAAAUUCUUGUGGGAAACCUACAGAACAGUGCUUGAGAUUUUGCGCAACAAUUCCAAGUUGGAAUCGCUGUAUGCUAUGACAGCACAUCGGGCUUUCCAAUUCUGUAAAAAAUACAAGCGGACCACGGAAUUUCGUAGGCUUUGUGAGAUUAUACGGAAUCAUCUUGCUAAUUUAAACAAGUAUAGGGACCAAAGAGAUCGGCCAGAUCUGACGGCUCCAGAGAGUUUGCAGCUUUAUUUGGACACUAGGAUUGAGCAACUGAAGGUAUCAACUGAUCUGGAGAUGUGGCAGGAAGCAUUCCGCUCAGUUGAAGAUAUCCAUGGUUUGAUGAGUAUGGUGAAGAAGAGUCCGAAGCCAUCAUUAAUGGUGGUAUACUAUGCAAAAUUAACAGAUAUUUUUUGGGUCUCAAAUAGUCAUCUUUAUCAUGCAUAUGCAUGGUUGAAGCUUUUCACUUUGCAGAAAAGCUAUAAUAAGAACUUAUCACAGAAGGAUCUGCAGUUGAUAGCAUCAUCUGUUUUAUUGGCUACCAUUUCAGUAACCCCAUAUGACCAGAAGUAUAGGGCAUCCCAUUUGGAGCUUGAAAAUGAAAAAGAACGCAAUAUGAGAAUUGCUGGCCUUAUCAAUUUUACUCUUGAUACUAAUACGGAGAGUAGAGAAGUGCUUUCACGUGGAUCAUUGCUUGCAGAGUUGAACAACAAAGGUUUAAUAGCUUGUGUUUCUCAAGAAGUGAAGGAUAUCUACCAUCUUUUGGAAAAUGAGUUCCUUCCUUUAGACCUUGCUUCAAGGGUCCAGCCUUUACUUGCUAAGAUUUCAAAGCUUGGGGGUAAACUAGCAUCAGCCUCAUCAGUUCCAGAAGUGCAACUCUCAAAAUACAUUCCUUGUCUUGAAAAGCUGACCGCUUUAAGAGUGCUUCAACAGACUUCUCAGGUAUAUCAGUCCAUAAAAAUUGAGUCUUUGUUGAAGAUGAUACCAUUUUAUGACUUCUCUCUAGUUGAGAAGAUAUGUGUUGAUUCAAUCAAAUACAAUUUUCUAGCUAUGAAAGUUGAUCAUCUGAAGGGCGCCUUCCAUUUUGGUAAUGUGGACAUUGAAUCUGAGAAGCUCUCUGACCAUCUUUGCAUUCUUUCUGUUUCUCUUAAUAAAGCGUGGCAUAUGAUCUCACCACCUGUAAACAAAGAGUAUAAAUUGGGUAUAAAAUAUAAUCUUGUGGAAAUAAUUGACAAGGAACAUAAGCGGCUUCUUGCUAGGAAAUCCAUCAUCGAGAAACGCAAAGAAGAGCAUGAACGCCAGAUGCUAGAAAGGGAGCGAGAAGAAGAAUCCAAGAGAUUAAAACUUCAGAAGGUAACUGAGGAGGCUGAACAGAAGCGUCUAGCUGAAGAAUAUCAUCGAAGGGAGGUGUUGCGUAUUCACCAUGAAAUAGAGGAGAGAGAGCUUCAAGAAGCUCAAGCAUUGCUUCUUGAAGCGCAAAAGGGUACCAAAAAGAAAGGAAAGAAACCUCUGCUUGAAGGGGAGAAGGUCACGAAGCAGACAUUGAUUGAGAUGGCUUUAAGUGAGCAAUUGAAGGAAAGACAAGAGUCGGAGAAGAAGUUGGUGAGACUUGCCAAAACGAUGGAUUACAUGGAACGGGCAAAGAGAGAAGAAGAGACCCAACUCAUUGAGCAAGCCUUCAAACAUCGCUUGGCGGAGGAGGAAAUUCUUCAUGAACGUGAACAACUGAAAGAGAUAGAACUCAGCAGGAAGCACCAUGCUGGUGAUCUCCAAGAGAAGAAUAGGCUUGCCAGAAUGUUGGAUCACAAGCACAUAUUUCAACAAAGAAUAGUUAGCCAUCGUGAAGCAGAGCAUAACCGACUGAAGACAGAAAGAGAAGAUAAAAUUAAGCAGAUUGUAACAAUGCGGAAGCAUGAACGGGCGAUGAAGAGAAAACUUCUCUAUUAUCUGAAGUCUGAAGAAGAGCGUUUGACAAGGGAACGGGAAGCCGAGGAAACUAGAAAGCGUGAAGAAGAAGAGACGCGCAAGAAAGAAGAGGCUGAGCGGAAAGCAAAGUUGGAUGCAAUUGCUGAGAAGCAGAGACAGCGAGAAAGAGAAUUAGAAGAGAAGGAACAACUGAGAAGAGAAUCACUUCUUAGAAAACAAGAGCCUCUGCCUCGGCCAACUGACCCUGCUCCUGGUCCUCUAUCUUCUGAGUCUCUUCCUGCUUCACCUGCUGCUGGUAAGUAUGUGCCAAGGUUUCUCCGUGAGAGAAGCGAGGGACAAAAGACAGCGCCGACUCUUGCUCCUGAGCCUGAUAGGUGGUCGAGGCAGGAUGAUCGCCCUCCCCAAUCUGGCAAUGAUCGAUGGCGAAGCGAUGACCGUCGACCAUCCUUUGGUGCUCCAAGGGCAUCUUCAUCUUCCUGGUCAAGGACGCGCAACUAAAGUUGCUGACGCAUUCACAUCAGCGACGCAGUAUGCUGAUCUGUUUUUCGACUGACGGUGAGUGACUGGCUAUACAGAAAUUUGCACAGGACUUAUUGCAUCCGGUGAAUUGUUUCUGUUUCGUUCCAUUUCAGUAUUUACUUGAAUAAUUUAAAUGCAUAUCAUACAUGUUCAGUCGUUCGACAAUGAGACAGCUCUUUUGGCUGCCUUCGUGCGUUACAGCUAUUUAAACAUUUGUCAUUGACCGGACUGUUGAUGCGUGUCCUCUAAAGCUCAAUUAUUAUGUGCUUCA